AGGUUCCUGAUGUAGAUUUUAUUAAAGUUAUUUUUUUUGUGUGUGUAUGUGUGAGUUAACCUGAUAUCUUUCUUUUUCAGAAUCCAUCACCUUUAUAUGGUGAUAUGGCUCUGAUGAACCGUGGAUCACCAGCUGGUGGUGUUCCAGGUGCAAUGAAUGCCAAUGCAGGAGUUCCAACAGGUAGUCCAAAUAUGGCUGCUCUAAGUCCUGGCAGUCGAGCAGGAAUGGCCAAUCUUGGGGGCCCAGCUAUGGCUGCUAUGGCUGCCAUGGCUGCUGGGAGUGCUGGAGCACAGAGUGGUCAUAGUGGAGUUCAUGCUGGGAUGAAGAUGCCAAGAUAUAUGCCUCCAAACAUUUUGCAGCAACAGAUGUAUGGUGGAGUAGAUCCACGCAUGAUGAUGAUGAUGGGGCGAGGGAUGCCACCUGGAGCCGCAGCUGCUGCUAUGAUGAGAAGUCCCAUGCAUCACUUCAGGCCAAGGUUUAUGUGACCUUCAUUUAAUGCAUUUAAUGGGGGUGAAUUAUAUCACUUUCAGCAAGAGACCCAAUUACAAAUGGAGGAUGUUAAAGGAGGCUUUCCAAGGUGAAAGUGGAGUGAAAAUUACACCAGUCUCUAGAUUGGCGUGGUAGUGAGGUCCAGAUAUCUUGAACUUUGGUAUGUGAAAAAGAGGUGUUUUGCAGAUGUAUAUAGUACAUGAUGUUAACUGAAACUGUAAAUAUAAACUAUUCUUUGGAAUUUAAACCAAUCACCUAUUUGUUCAAAAUGUGAAAAGAAACAGUUUUUCACCAUUUUAUUAUUACUUUUAAAAUUUUAAGUUGGUAAUAACUCCGUGAAGAGAUAUUCUCAAUUUGAGUCUCCAAUGAGGCUUCCCUGGUUUACCACAUAAUAUAAAGUGACACAGAACUUGAUCUCAAACGUAUGUAUACUAAACUACAUCUGUAAGUACUUGUAUGUUAGGCAAGUAUAAUUUUCUACUUUAAUGUUACAUGACUCAUGUAAACGAUCAUAGUAUAUAAGUAAAGAAUAAUAUUUAGUAAUGACAACUUCAAAGUUAUUGUGCAGUUGAUGCUGCAUGAUCUGUAUUGAGAUAAAAUACAUUUAGAGUUGUAAUUUUCAGUUGGAAAUAUCCAUCAAGAUAUUUUGUCAUUGUAUUGAAAGAUAUAUUUUCUGUGCAUUGCAAUUUGAUCUGGAAAAAAUAUAUAUUUUCUCAAAACCAAUUUAUUGGAUUUUAGCUGUCAAAAUAUUUGUGAGGUUACAGAUCUGGUAGAUUGUUUACUUUCACUUUUCUUUCUUUAUAAAUUAUGAUGGUAGCAGCUAUAUAUGAUGGAAAGCAAGGCCUUUUCACCUAAGUUCUUCUUAAGCAUACUUUAAAAGGGCUACAGGGUUACAUGUCACUCAUGUCACAAAAAGCUGUUCCUAGUUUGUUCCUCAACAUGCACAAAAUGCUCUUCAGUCGAACCUCUAAGGUAAUACUGCACUUGGCUUUGCAUUUUUAUUUGUUAGACCAGAAAGCAAAUUAUUUUUUUCUAUAGAAAAUAAAUAAAAUUGUUUCUUAUCAGUAAAACUGAUGUAAAUACUUUUCAUAUAUCCAAGUAAUUUCAAGCUAGAUGAUUUACUGGCACCUUUCUUUUUAAAUCCAAUAUGCUCUUCAUGAAUGUACAAAAACAUUUGAUAUAUAUUUGACUGUGCCAAUUGUUUUUGAGAAGAAAUUAUAUACAUACAUUUGUCUUCUAUGAUAAUGUCUGUUGUUCCUUGCUGGUAAUUUAUGCUCACUUUUCCUUAGCUUUAUUCUUUGAAAAAGUUCCUUACAUUAUCAAUGACACAUUUUUGAAAGCUUUGCAUUAAAGAACUGAUGUUUUGCAUUUUGAGGAUGUAGUUAGGGAGGUUCGACUGCAUGAAUGGUAAACAAUAAAUAAUUUAAUAAAUGGUGUGUAGUACUUCAUGUUAUUGAUUUCUCAAAUGAUGUAAUAAUGUUAAUAGAUAAGCUGAAUUGUCUGACUUAUUUGAGAAAUAUUUUCCUCAUGUACAUCAAAUACAUUUUAGUGACAGUGUUUUUCACUCUCAAUAUUGUAUGUUCUGUAUAAUGUGUCUGAGCAGUAUAUCUUUUUUACUUAGUUAUUAUCAUUAAAAGGACUGUUCAAGUCUGUUGGAUGAUCAAGUUCUAUUGUGCCAUCUUAUUUUGUGGUUGUCUGACCGUUUGUGGUUGUCUGAUACAUGUGGUGUACAGGUAUAUCUGGAGGGGAUGCAAAGUACAUAUUUCAGUUAAGAACAUGCAAAGUUUUUAAAGUCAUGAAGAGUAAAGGGGCAUGUUUUGGAGAGACGUCUCGCAUUUUUCCUUUCUGAAAGUACGAAAGGGGUGGCUGUCAACCUUUAUACAAAAUAGGUAAUAAGACUUUGUAUGCUUCCAUUUCAAACAUUACAGAGUAAGCUUUUCAGUGUUGCCUUGUUGACAUACUUUUUAUAUUUAUCAUCUGUAGGGAGACUAAGCCUGUGUUUAUUUGGAUUUAUGGUUGUUACUUUGAUUGUUGAGCUUUAAAAAUGUGCUUUUCCUUUGAAAGUUAAGUUGAAGGUUUGUAAUUUUCAUUUCCUUUCUGUUUUAUAGGGAUAAUCCCAAGGUUGAAGGUUUGUAAUUUUUCACAAUUUUUUUUAUAGGGAUAACCCCCAUUACAUCUUCCAUUAAUGUGCUCUCUACCUUAAUUUGUAUGUAUAAUCAGUACUGUAUAGGAUAAUACUCAAAAUUUGGUGCUUCUCUCUGAGCUAAGGUUGUGCAAGUAUUCCAUUAGACUGAUAUUAUAUUGGUAGCUAUUACUCUCUAAUUAUUUUUAGUGAUUAAGAAGAAAUUGUAUUUUUGGAAGGUCUUGUCCUGUGCUCUACUUAAAAAUAUGUAAUGACAUGUAGAUAAUGGGUGACAUACCUGAUGAUUGUAUAUAAUUUUGGAAUUCUUUUUUCUUUCUUUUGUGAAGAUAUAUUCAUCACUAGAUGAAUGAAAUGUUCAGUGCUAGGAGAACUAGGAAUUCCAGUGACUGUCAUAUCUCCCAAGAAGCUGGAUACAAAAUAUAUAGAUGGCUCAUUAAAUGUUCUUUUUGUUGAACAUUUUAUUAAAGAAGAAAAAAUUAUUAAUACUUGUCUUGUUUACAAUUGUUAUUUAAAUACUCGUGAACCUCAAAGCAAUAUUUAUCAUAAAUGUGCAGAUGUUUUGCUGUAGUUGCUAUGAGCAUUUCAGUUUCUUUUUUAAGUGAUAUCAUUGUACUUAAUGUGGUAUGGCCAGAAAGCUUGAUAAAUGGCAGCUAUACUUCAGCUGAUACCAGUGUUCUGUAACAACAACUUUCUAAGUUUCUUAAAAUGGACUUCAUUUUAGUUCUUAAUCCAUUUAACAAAACUGAACAUAGAUGUUUGUCCCAUAGCAUAAUAUGUUGAGGUUAAAUUUUGUGUUUUGUAUAUAAGUUUAUAGUGUGACUAAUAUGUAUUUUGGGUGAUUGAAGGAAAAGUGUUUAAAUAGUCUCAAAAAAUGUUAUGAGUAAUUUGAUUUUCAGUAUUUCUUUUGCUUAGCUCCAGUAAUCAUUUUCCUAUCAUCUGUUUAAUGGAAGUUUUUAUUAUAGUUUUUUUCCAGAAUGGCUGACUCCCCAAAAUUUCAUUAUGUUAAGGCCAAUUAAAGUGUUGUUCAGUAAUUAGCAUUUAUUUCAGUUUUAAGAAUAAGUCAGAUUAUGUUUUGUAUAAGAAUAUGUUUUAACAUAUAGUUUAGCAAUUUCUAUUAUUUUUUGUUGGAGCAGAUAAUGUAUUAUACCAUAAGAGGCAACAACAUUUUUUUUUUAGUAUACAUGAUAACAUUGAUUAAAGUCAGCGAGCCCUUUUAGAAAAGUUUGAUGAAUGAGGAUUUCAAAAAAAGGUGAUACCGUUGUUGUAUAUUGCUCAACUUUCAGUCACACUUCUUGUUACUUCAAUAUUUCAUACAUGUAGAUGUAGAGAUUAUUGUCAUCAAGAUAAUCUAAGUAUGUUUUUUCUUUUUUUUUUACGUUAUACCACAUAUCAAUGAAAACUCUAGGUAAGGUCAUGUGGAUAUACAUGCAAUAUCUGAAAUUUCAGGCACAUGGCAGUUCCAUUUGAUGGUGCAGUUCACUGAUUAAUUACAUGUUACAUUGAGCAGACAACCCACAGAAAGAAUGUUAUACAUCAUACUUUGAUUUACCAAAGAGCAAUAUCAAACUCUUCAAAGAAAGAAAUAGUAACAAAAUAGUAUCUAUACCUCUAAAAAAAAUCUCUCUGCAAGGACCACUUAAGAUAUUUAACUUUUGCUCUCCCUUGUGAUUGCUACUACAGAAGUGUUGCAUCAUGAAGAAUCUUAGUGGACUUUCAAUCUCAGUUAACUGUAUUCUUGCACAUUUGACUUUAUUUGCAUUUUCAUGAUAGUUUAUUCUAGUGUAACCAUUAUAGGAUGUAUUUGUCAUGAUUUGGGAUGAUAUGCACUUGAAGUGAAACUAGUUUUUUCAUUUUAUUUUUUUUAUUUGUAUGCUUGUUACUUUUCAUUAUUACAUUUCCCCUUAUUUUAUUUCAGUUGCAUAUGAUUAAUCAAAAUAAGGUUCUGUUAUGCUUAAUCCUUUCAGUAAUUAACUGUAGCAAAAUGUUGAUACCUUUGUAAAUUUGCAUGUAGCAUAUGGAAAGUAAUUUGUUUUAAUCCAAGCACCUAAAAUUAAUGAUUUCUUGUAACUUUAUUGGACGACAGUACCAUUGCAGAUGUGUAUGUGUAAGUAAAUGUCUAGCUUUGAGAAUGCAAAUGAAUAUUGCAGAUAUGUCAGAAUAUUUCUCUUUUCAAUAUGGUGGCAAACUAUUCAUAGUGUUGCUAUUAAGUAUAGAUCUCCAACAGAACUUGACCAUUCUGUUUUGUGUAUGACAAAACCUUACCCAAUGUGUUGUGUUUAAUCUUUGUGUGAUAUUGGUGCUGACUCAAUGACAGUGCUGUGGUUGUUAAUUUUGUUAAUAAGGAUAAUAAGACAAAUGUAAACUUGUAUAUAAGGAUUUUUAGUAGGUUAUUGUAAAAGCUUUCUCAUGAGCAGUAAAUUAUUGUUGUAUGAUCAUUUUCAAACAUAAGGGAAUUGCAGUGUUGAUAAUGAGCAAGGCCUCUUUUCUUUCUUUCAUUCUUUGAUUUGAAUAGGAAAAAAUAUGUAUACCUCUAGGAAAUAGAUUAGAAUUUGAUGUAAUGAGUAACUGAUAGUAUUCAGUACAGUGUUCAAAGUUGUUCCUAGAAACUCACAAAGGUGCACAUCCCUUACUUUUUCUCAUCCUCUACAUGUAGUAAAUGAGAGUGUGAAUGCAUAUGAAUGAGUCUGGAAGCAAAUGUCUAUGAAUGUGGAAUUUAUUUAAGUGCUUUUUAUUUAGCUUUUGUUUUUUUUUACCUUAACCUUAGACAAUUUUGUAUUGCCAUUCACUAGUCCAGUGAAGUGAAUGCAGUUCACCAGUUUUCAUAUGACUUAAUUCACCACACAGCCAAGGGUUGCUGCUGACCUACACAACUAGCUAAUAAAAAGGCUUAAGAAUUUCAUGUUUACAUUAAUUUUCAUCCCAUGCUUUUGUGAAUAUUUCACUUCUUUUUUAUUAUAAUUUUUAGCUGCUUGGCUUAGGUAUAUUUUGUGUGUCUAAUGUCUACCAUUUCAUAUUUUGUUUCUUUGUAAAUACCUUUGCUAUGGUAGUGAAUCCAGUAGUUGUGGAUAUGACCUGUAGAAAAUGUUAGUGAUUUAUUUUUCUAGUAAACAAGUAGUAUUCAUUUCAGUGACCUAAUGUAUCGAGUUUUUCAAUACUUAAAAUAAAAUAAACUUUCUAUGUA
Messenger RNA from Penaeus vannamei (Pacific white shrimp), 5813 nucleotides. The record is from RefSeq and is a predicted model, not a curated record. Lineage: Eukaryota; Metazoa; Arthropoda; Malacostraca; Decapoda; Penaeidae.